AUGUACGUCAGUAAAUGUUAUAAUAUCGACUUAGAAGCGCAUAUCUCUGUAAAUUGUACUUAAAACUAUGAUAUAGAAUUAAACAACAAUUUAAUUGAUAAAAUAGUAUCUAACAGUGGAAAGUUUAAGUUUAUUUAUAACUUUAUCUUGGUAUUUUUUUAACAAUGUUCUCUCAAUAUCUGAACAGUGGAGUAAGGAAUCAAUUGAAGGGGAAAAUACAACAAAUUUCCAAGCGGAAUUUUUCAGUUCGAGGAAUAAAUCUAGGCGGUUUGAAUGUCGACAAACGCAACUUAGCAAGCGCGGAACGCAAGCAGCGAACAUUCACAAAUAGAUCCCAGCUGAAGUAUGCUAGAAGAUUGGUGGUGAAACUCGGCAGUGCUGUCAUUACCAGGGAGGACGGAAAUGGACUCGCUUUGGGUAGACUGGCUUCCAUUGUGGAACAGGUGGCGGAGUGCCAUCACGAGGGUCGGGAGUGCAUCAUGGUGUCUAGUGGAGCGGUGGCCUUUGGCAGACAGAAACUGACACAGGAGUUGUUGAUGUCUCUCUCUAUGAGAGAGACUCUGUCUACACAUGACCACACGAGAGAAGAUGCUGGUAGUAUCUUGGAUCCUCGCGCUGCGGCCGCCGUGGGCCAGUCGGAGCUGAUGGCCAUGUAUGAUGCUAUGUUCUCACAGUACAACGUGAAGAUUGCUCAGGUCUUGGUAACUAAACCAGAUUUCUACAAUGAGGAGACCAGGAAAAACCUGUUUUGCACGUUGUCGGAGCUGAUAUCUCUGAAUAUAGUGCCCAUCGUCAAUACUAAUGACGCCGUCAGUCCACCAAUGUACAUCCAUGACGACACCAUGGUGCCUGGCACUGGGAAGAAGGGUAUCGGCCUGAAGGACAACGACAGUCUAUCAGCACUCUUAGCUGCGGAGAUCCACUCGGACCUCCUCAUCAUGAUGUCGGAUGUCGACGGCAUCUACAACAAGCCCCCGUGGGAAGACGGAGCUAGGAUGAUGCAUACAUAUACUUCGCAGGAACAGGUCCAGUUUGGUCAAAAGUCCAAGGUGGGUACUGGUGGCAUGGAUUCCAAGGUAAACGCCGCGACGUGGGCUAUGGCUCGCGGUGUCAGUGUGGUCAUCUGCAACGGUAUGCAAGACAAAGCUAUUAAGACCAUCAUCAGUGGCAGGAAAGUGGGUACUUUCUUUACUGAUUACGCUACCAAUGCUUCCACGUCCGUCGAUACUAUGGCUGAAAAUGCACGCACUGGAAGUAGAGUUUUGCAGAAACUGACGCCACAAGAACGAGCAUCAGCAAUCCAUUCACUUGCAGACCUGUUGGUGGAGAAAAAUGAUAAAAUCCUAGAAGCUAAUUCGAAGGACUUAGAAGAAGCAACUAAAGGAGGAUUAGCUAAACCCCUCUUAGACAGAUUAGCAUUGAGUCCAGGAAAACUAAAAACUUUAUCCGUAGGGUUGAAACAAAUAGCCGAUUCCAGUUAUAACAAUGUUGGAAGAGUAUUAAGAAAAACUAAAUUAGCUGAUAACCUAAUGCUGCAGCAAGUUACUGUCCCUAUUGGUGUUCUACUGGUCAUUUUUGAAUCUAGGCCUGAUUCAUUACCCCAAGUUGCCGCCUUAGCCAUGGCUUCAGCUAACGGCCUUCUGCUAAAGGGUGGUAAAGAAGCUGCUAACUCUAAUAAGGCUCUGAUGGAUUUAGUUAAAGAAUCACUAAGAACUGUUGGAGCAGAUGAAGCAAUUUCCCUCGUCUCUACUAGGGAGGAAAUCAGUGACUUACUAUCCAUGGAAAACCAUAUAGACUUGAUUAUUCCUCGUGGUUCAUCCGAUCUCGUAAGAAAUAUUCAGAAACAAUCCCAACACAUUCCCGUAUUGGGUCACGCUGAGGGUAUUUGCCACGUGUAUUUGGAUAAAGACGCUGAUCCUGAAAAAGCUUUAAAGAUUAUUCGCGAUGCUAAAUGUGAUUACCCAGCAGCAUGCAAUGCCAUGGAGACUCUUCUCAUACAUGAGGAUCACCUAUCUAGCCCACUGUUUACCGAAAUUUGCAAUAUGCUGAAGCAUGAAGGAGUGAAAAUUCACGCGGGAACAAAACUAUCUAAUCACCUCACUUUUGGUCCUCCACCAGCUAAGACCAUGAAACAUGAAUAUGGAUCUUUAGAAUGCGCUAUGGAAUUGGUAAAAGAUUUAGAUGCAGCUGUUGAUCACAUUCAUAAAUACGGAAGUUCACACACUGACGUCAUUAUCACGGAAAAUGGUGACACGGCCAAACGAUUCUUGAACUCCGUGGACAGCGCGUGUGUGUUCCACAACGUGUCUUCUCGCUUCGCUGAUGGCUUCCGUUUCGGACUGGGCGCUGAGGUCGGCAUCUCCACAGCGAGGAUCCAUGCCAGAGGUCCAGUGGGCGUAGAAGGACUACUGACUACAAAAUGGAUCCUAGAAGGCACUGACCACACCGCUGCGGAAUUCAACGAGGGCAAGAGGCAAUGGCUCCACGAAACUUUGCCCGUCAAUUGACUAUUACGAGUCCUCCAGAAAUAUUGGGGCAAAAUUAAGAGACUUUUCUAGAAAACCUUUAUCACAUUCUAGCUGGAUAUCGCAACUUUGUUCUUCGAUGUCACCCUGGAGAGAUGGUUCGAUUAGUUACUAAUUAAUCUUAUUUAUCUCUCAUUUGUCAUUUUUGUUAUAACCUUAUAUGUGCACCCACACACUAUGAGUGGGUGGCGCCGUCAACUUUGAUGUUAACUAAAAUGCAAAGUAUGCCGUUUUGACUAAACGUCAAAUUUUUGACUAAACGUCAAAUUUGAUGGCGGAACUCUCUCCCUUUUGAUAAUACAACCAAAUGUCCACCGAGUUAACUUAAUUUACUAAACCGAGCCAGCUUUUCACGCCUGUGCGGCCUACGACCAUUGCAAGAUAUUUUUAUGUGUCUCUCUUUCGAAUUUAUCGCGUAGCCUUCGCUCUAACGCCAGGAUCCUUUAUUAAAAUAAUUCUGAAGACCACUGUGACUUUAUGACCUUGAUGUCAAACCUCUUUAAUAUUGUUUACUAUUUACUGUCAAGGCUUAGCUGGAGAUCCACGAAGUGAUAGUAAGAUAAAGAAUAGGUAGAACCUUAUUGGGCGUAUACCACGCACCGCAAAAUAAUUUUAUCGAACUUGGACGCUAGGUUUGUUCAUUAACUACAUCAAACAAAAGUUUAAAACUUUAUCGCCUUUGUUAAAGUUUUCAAGCGGGACUACACAAUAUCAAAACAAAGUUGCGGUAUCGAGAUAGGUAUUAGGUAUGUUUUUAGUUGUUCAGUAUACUUAAAUGUAGUCGGUAACGUGCCAUGUUUUCCUCUAGAGAUUAUGGAGCUAUUUUAAGACAGAUCAAGUCAAAAUUUAGGCUAGGUAUAAUGAAAUUAUUAUUUGUAUAUGUCGAAUUAAAGGCCGGGUGAGAAAUUAAAUUCUGAGGGAUUUUUAUGAAAUAAUGUUUAUUGUGAAAAAAAAACACUAUUCAAUUAGUUAUAUCGAUAAAUUAUUGUAUUAUACUUAAGUUUAUAGAAAAUUGUCAUAAAUUAGCUCAAUGUAGCAAAUAGUAAAAGAAUUUAUUAAUAUGUUUUAAUAAUAAAUUUAAAAUGUAUAUAUACAUGAUAAUAAUAUUUAUAAAUAUU
Messenger RNA from Plodia interpunctella (Indianmeal moth), 3643 nucleotides. RefSeq names its product Delta[1]-pyrroline-5-carboxylate synthase (gene P5CS). The record is from RefSeq and is a predicted model, not a curated record. Gene Ontology annotation, molecular function: ATP binding; glutamate 5-kinase activity; glutamate-5-semialdehyde dehydrogenase (NADP+) activity. Gene Ontology annotation, cellular component: cytoplasm; mitochondrion. The transcript has 10 exons. NCBI's taxonomy places the organism in Eukaryota, Metazoa, Arthropoda, Insecta, Lepidoptera, Pyralidae. The coding region runs from base 165 to 2507 and encodes 780 amino acids.